Symsagittifera roscoffensis is the source of this 1647-nucleotide messenger RNA. RefSeq lists its product as uncharacterized. Lineage: Eukaryota; Metazoa; Xenacoelomorpha; Acoela; Convolutidae. The record is from RefSeq and is a predicted model, not a curated record. The transcript has 2 exons. The coding region runs from base 1 to 1647 and encodes 548 amino acids.
AUGAAAACAUGGCGAGAGAAGCACCCACUGUGGAACGCCGACCCUGUGGAGUUCGCGAGUUACAGGGAAGAACUGAAUGAACAGAUCCUCGGAUGCGACAAGCACAUAAAAUUGAUCAUCGGAGGUGACUGGAACUCUAGCAUAGGCGACACAAAUAGGAGGACACAGGACAAGGUGGCCGGAGCAUACGGCCUUGGUAACACGAACGCCGCGGGCAACGACUUGAUAAAUUGGUGUCAUGAACACGAACUGGCGUGGACAAACUCUUUCUUCCGGCACAAGAAGAGGGGAACUUGGAAAUGCCCAGCUAGGAAAAGCUGGCACAAGAUAGACGGUUUCAUGACAAGACAAAACCAACGUAGCCGUUUGGUGAAGAACGUGAGAACAGAGACGACGAGCCGGACACUGUCUGACCACAAACCGAAGAUGAUGGAGUGCUGGCUGCAGAAACCGAGGAAGGAGCCCGAGAGGAGACAGCAGAGAAGCACAAACAUCAACUGGGACAAGCUGAGAGACCCAGCCACGAAACAGCAGUUCCGGACAUCGGUUGGCGAGGCAUUGAGUCGUUCGGAGAUGACGUGGAAAGAACUAAUCAAAAAAGUUAGAGAGGCGGGAAAAAACAUUUGCGGUCAUGUGGAAAAGACAAACCUGAACCCGUGGAUGGAUACACACAACGAGGAGAUCAAGUCCUUCCAAAUGAGGAUCAGCCAGGUUACAAGAGCCAUCGAAACUGCCGAAGGACUCGUGGAAAGGACGGAAAAAAUAUUGGCGAGAAAAAACAUACGAAAAGAGUAUAAGAAGGAGAAGAGAAGAUGGGAGCUCGACUGGUGGCUUAACUUCGUAGAAGAAGUCAAAGAAGCCGAACAAAGAGGAGACACAAGACAAAUGUACAAAACCCUGAAGAAAUUGGGAUGCAAGGAUCUGAGGAUCUUUGAAGAAAAACACUUCAGUCCUGACGAAUUCAGGGAACACUUCAUGAAAGUUUCGGAAAACCGCUUCGAGAGAGAAAUAUCCGAGAUCAUGGAAACGGCGGCAAGUACGACAAAGAGGACAGACGAAGAAGCAGCGAACGCGGCAAAACACUUGGAGCGAGAGAUCACAUUUGCCGAGUUCCAAAGGGAGCUCGGAAAGAUAAAGGACGGGGCCCCUGGCUGCGAGAGCGUCAGAGUGAGCGCAAGGAAAAACCUGAACGACGACGCAAAGAGACAGUUGUUCCAGGGAAUGCUUCACCACUUGGACACUCCCAUCGCUCAAUGGCCUGAAGAAACGGCAGAAGGUUGGAUGAUCCCCCUAUACAAGAAAGGCACAAAGAUGGACAUGGGAAACUACAGAGGUGUGUGCUUACUCCCUCUGAUCAGCAGAAUAGUGGCCUGCAUCUUCGCGUCUCGGAUCAGAGAGUGGGCAGAGGAGCUCAAGGUCCUUGGCGAGAACCAGAACGGGUUCCGCACGGGGAGAUCUACUUGUGGCGCUACCCAGAUAAUCUUGCGGAUCGACGAAGAAACCAGACGCGUACUUGGCAACAGCAACGACGAGACGGAGGACAGACCGGGAGCGGUGUUGCUUGACAUCACAAAGGCCUACCCGAGGGUCAAUAGACCGCUGCUAUGGAGCUUAUUAGAGAACUUGGACAUGACAAAGAAAGUCUGA